AUGUCCGAUAGAGAGAAGAAGAAGCUCGCCAAAAGACUCCAGGGUCUCUUGGAUCGUCUUUACCUAGUGGAGGAUAAUGGUGUAAACGUCUCAGAAACCUUUCACAGAUUGCCGCUGCGCACUGGUACUGACUACUAUAAGGUGGUGUUGAACCCACUCUCGUUGCACGCGAUCGGCCGCAAGAUCAAGAAGUUCAAUUACGAUAAUGCCCAGCACUUCAUCGACGACUUGGCGUUGGUGUCGUGGAACGCCAGAUUGUACAACCGCAAGGAUUCCAUUUUCUAUAGACAUGCCCUCAUCUUGAAACAAUUCGUGUUGACCGUGGCGUUGCCCAAGUUGAGUGCAGACAGAGGCAUAGUCAACCACCGCACGUUGUCAUAUCCUAGAUUGGGCGACUUGCCUGACGAUAUUGGCGACAAGCUCACUGCCGACGACGUUCACUUCAGUGAGGCCCCCGAGCCCAGAGAGUUCGAACAUAGCGUGACCCCACAAUCAGAGCCCUAUGUCUCCACUCCGUUGUCCUCGUACCAACACAUGCAGGUUCCUGAAAUCCCUCCUCAGCCAUCCUACUUGCCCACCAUGAUGAACAAAUUGAGCACACCCACCCCAUCGUAUAACAAAACACCCAAGCCUGCCGAAAGCGGUAUUAGAAGAGGAAGACCUCCAAUUAUCGAUAAGCCAUUUGAAACAAGAAUCAAGUUGAUUUUAAAGCAGUUCAAGAAGCUCCGUGACCCCAACAAUGAAAAUAGACUGUUGACCCAGCACUUUGAGAAGUUGCCCGAUUCGAAGGUGUAUGUCGAUUACUACAACAGAAUUCCUAAUCCAAUCAGUUUGAAUGAAAUCAAAAUCAAGGUCAGAACUAGAAAGUACACCAAUGUGGAGCAAUUCAUCCAUGAUUUGGAUGUGAUGUUUGCCAACGCCCAAAUGUACUACGAAACUGACCCCUACAGCGAGGAAUAUAUUGAUUUCGUGAACUUCAACAAGGAAGCACAGGUGAUCAUCCAGCAGGAAAUCAACAAGAGUGACAGAGAAUUGAUAGGCCAGAGCACCUCUGGGAACGAUGGAGUCAUUAGAUACCCCUUGGAUUCUUUGGAAGUCAACGGUUUCACCUACAAGAUUGGUGACUGGGUGUUGAUUGCCAACCAUAACGACCCAGAAAAGCCUACUGUUGGCCAAAUCUUCCGGUUGUGGUCAACCGAGGAUGGAAACAGAUACACCAACGUGUGUUGGUACUAUCGUCCCGAACAGACCUGCCACAAGUCUGAUAGAUUGUUCUUCAAGAAUGAAGUGUGCAAGACUGGCCAGUACCGUGAUCACUUGGUCAACGAGAUUGUGGGACCAUGCUACGUGGUAUUCUUGACCCGUUACCAGAAAGGUGAUUUACCCGAGGGGGUUGUUCCCCAAGGAGCCCCAUGGUUCAUCUGUGAAUUCAGAUAUAAUGAGUCCAGUCAUGUUUUCAACCGUAUCAGGACCUGGAAAGCCUGUUUGCCGGACGAAGUCAGAGACAAUUUUGAACAACCGUUGGUUCCUUUGAAUGAGCCCAGGAAGUUGAUCAAGUAUGAAUCGCCAAUCAAGUCGUUGUUACCAGCCGAUGCCCACAUAGGCAUGCGUAUUAGGGAGCCAACUCAAGGUCCACACACGAACUCGCCUCCAUUGGCAGGCCUGGUUUACCUUGCGCCCCCCGUCCCCGAAGAUGAUUUGGGUCAGUACAUCUCCAGUCCCAACGUAACCCGCAUGGCCGACCAUGACGACCAUGCCUCUGGUCGCCAAGCGUUCCUCUUCACACCUAUCUCCCAGUUGAAGGGUGGAGGUGGAGCGACCAACACCAUCUACACAACCAGUCACGCCCCCAUCCACUCGGCAGGAGGCGUUUCUGUGGAGUCCCACCAUUCGCCAGCUCCGGCGUACGAAGACAAUUCGUACCUUCCCAACUCAUACAAGCUGUUGCAGCUCCAAAUCCAGGAGAACCAACAGAAGAAGUUGCAGGAGCAGCAGCUCCAACAGUUGCAGCACCAGCAGCACCAGCAGCUCUUCAGAAGAGUGGAAACCCCGGCCCCCACCAACCUCAUUCCCGAAGGCGUGAACUACCAUGCGGUCACCUCGGCCUACUCUACCAUGUUGGCAGGAGGCGUUCUCUCUUAUGGGAUCGAGGAUGCAGGUAAAUUGGCAGACGUUGGAGAUCACGUCAACAAGAAGAUCAAGUUGGUGGGCGAAUCGGAAAUCGUGUUCUACAGAGCACCACCAAUUGCCAACCAGGGCAACAGAAUCAUCACCAACAAUAGCCUUCAGUUCGGCCACUCGGCCAAGUAUUUGGCCUGGAAGGCCAGACAGACUUCUAGCUAG
Suhomyces tanzawaensis NRRL Y-17324 is the source of this 2343-nucleotide messenger RNA. RefSeq lists its product as uncharacterized. Gene Ontology annotation, molecular function: chromatin binding; protein binding. Lineage: Eukaryota; Fungi; Ascomycota; Pichiomycetes; Serinales; Debaryomycetaceae. Gene Ontology annotation, biological process: chromatin remodeling. The record is from RefSeq and is a predicted model, not a curated record. Bases 1 to 2343 code for a protein of 780 amino acids. Gene Ontology annotation, cellular component: RSC-type complex. The transcript has a single exon.